AUGUUCCAGUCUAUCCAGCAAGUGUUUGAGCGCAAUGUGGAGUUGUUAGGCAGUCAGAAGUCUACCAAAGAGAAGGCCCGAUCCCUGAUCACCAAGAUAGUAAACUCGCUGACUGCAUGCUCUGAAAUUGGUGGACCCAUGGCAGCCAUGUAUCUGCUCAAGUAUCCAGACCACCACAAAAGUCACAAAUUCCGCACCUGCUUCUGGAGAGGAUAUGUGUAUGAGGUUAUGCAUGCAAGGGAGGACUCUGCCAAGAUUGCUGAGGAAGGGACCACCAAAGUCAUGCUCGGACUUUCAGGAACAUCCAAGCGGAUCAUAGCAUUGUCACCUGUGCAGGAUUAUAUAUGGCGACCCACUGAGUACGAGCACAUGCCACUAUAUGACUGGGUCAGAUUGGCAGAUAAACAGCGCAUCAAGCACCGCAAAAAGGGUCCCAAGAAAUCUGAAGAGGAUACAUCAAACCAGGAGCUUGAAGCAGAUAGCGCACCUAAGCCCAGGAAAUCCAGGUCAAAAUAUGUGCAGUUCCAUGAAAAUCAUCCACAGUAUGACACCCAUCAUGUGAAGCUGCUGGACGAGUCUGAGGCAUAUGUUCCCAACUUUAUUGGUGGUUCACUCCCCAGAAGAGAUGCAGGCAACCGUGAACAAUACUGCAUGACCAUG
Messenger RNA from Trametes versicolor FP-101664 SS1, 660 nucleotides. RefSeq lists its product as uncharacterized. Lineage: Eukaryota; Fungi; Basidiomycota; Agaricomycetes; Polyporales; Polyporaceae. The record is from RefSeq and is a predicted model, not a curated record. The transcript is spliced from 2 exons. The annotation marks the transcript as partial.